AUGAAUCAGUUAUGGGGGUUUACAACUUCUUCAGGUGAUGAAGAAGAGCCAAAUGAUGAAAAUAUAAGUAGCGAAAUUUUAAAUCGUGAAAAUAUAGAUGAUGAAAAUAACCGCACUACGACCAAAUGUACAGGAAAAAGCAAAAGGGGUAAUAAUGAAAGUAGAAAUUAUAAUAAUGAUAAUGUGCAGGUAAAUGUAACAGAUGAUGAAGUAAUAGGAGUAAACGCACUUGGGGACAAGCACAAUAAGGACACAUUUGACGAUAAUAACGUUAUUUCAAAAAAAAACAAAAAUUCCAGACGUGCUGGUAAUAUAGAUGAGGAUAGCCACGAAGAAAAAACUAUCCUCGAGAAGACUAUGAAAAAAAAAAAAAGAGAAAAUAAAAAAGGUGGGGAUAAACCCAUAGAACAUAUACAUAAUGUAACAACAACGGAUAAUAAUUUUUUAAGUAGCGAAAAAAAUAAACAUAUUUUGACGUUAAGCCGUGUAGAAAAAAAGAAGGAUAACAAGAAAGAUACCCACUGUUAUGAUAUCACCACAGAUUUUACAAAAAGAAAAGAGGGAAACAUAAACCUCAAUAAAAACAGCAUCAUUGGAAGCAGCGUUAGCAAUAGAAGAGGCAUUAUAACGUAUACUAAAUUUGAAAAAGGCAAUGGCAGAGAAGACACUACUGACGAAGAAUUGUUAAAGAAACAAAAAAUGUAUAAAGAAAAAAUGAAUCUGAAAAAAGAUUUUAUGGAUGCAGUGCAUGAAAUAAGGAAAUUGACGUUACCUCACUUGAACAAAUUUCAAAGAAAAAAUGUUGAAAAUUAUCAAAUAAAAACAUUAGGAGGGAAAUUUGACAAAAGUAGAAAAAUUCAUUAUCCUGAACUUAUGUGCCGAAAAAAAUCCAUGAAAAAAUAUAUUAAAAAGAGGAAGGAAAGAGAGAAAAUUUUAGGCGUGAAAUUUCAGAGUGGCGAUUACAUUGACAUGCAAGAUGUCUUUAGAAAAAAAAAAAAAAACAGAAAUAUCAAACUGCAGAAAUUAUUUUGA
Messenger RNA from Plasmodium malariae, 1032 nucleotides. RefSeq names its product conserved Plasmodium protein, unknown function. The transcript has a single exon. The record is from RefSeq and is a predicted model, not a curated record. The coding region runs from base 1 to 1032 and encodes 343 amino acids. NCBI's taxonomy places the organism in Eukaryota, Apicomplexa, Aconoidasida, Haemosporida, Plasmodiidae.